AUAUCCAAGUUGCUUUAUAGCUAAUGUAGAUCGUGCAUCUGAAUCCGGUAGUCACUGGUUAGCCUUUUACAUUUCAUCCCCACAGCAUUUAGAAUUUUUCGAUUCCUAUGGACAUGACCCAUCCUAUUUUCCUGGACCGAUAGCCAAGUAUGCAGAACGAUUUCCACAGAUGGACUUUAAUUCGAUGACUCUCCAAACUAAUGUAACAGCAGUAUGUGGUCAAUAUUGCAUAUACUAUUUACAUUGUAAAUGUCGUGGACAAUCUCUCAAUGAUAUAUUGUUAUCUUUCAUACCUCAACAUAUAUCUAAUGAUAUUAAAGUAUAUAAUUUUGUAAUCAAGAAAUUUCAUGUAAGAUCUUCUUUCUAUCAAUAAAUACAUUUAAACUUUAUACAUUAUGUGUCUUGUCUCAUUUAAUAUGGAAUUUCCAAAGCUACAACAUCCUUUCACAAUGGUGAUUUCGGGACCCACUGGAUGUGGGAAAACCUAUUUUGUACGAGAACUGUUAAAGUAUAAAGAGGAAAUGUUUUCAACGAUUCCCGAUAAAGUAGUAUGGUGUUAUGGAAUUUACCAACCUCUGUAUAAUGAUAUACCGAAUGUUACUUUUGUCGAAGGUUUACCAAUUAAAUAUCAAGAAUAUUUAGGUUCCAACACAUUAUUCAUCAUAGACGAUUUGAUGAGCGAAUGUGGGAAUGAUAAACGUCUGACUAACUUAUUUACAAAAGGAAGUCAUCAUUUAAAUUUAAGCGUUAUUUUUAUCACACAAAACUUUUUUCACAAGGGAAAAGAAAUGCGUGAAGUGACUUUAAAUGCACACUAUUUGAUUUUGUGUAAAAACAGAAGAGAUGUCAGUCAAAUCGUACAUUUAGGAAAACAGCUCUUUCCGCGUCAUUUAAAGUUUUUUCAAGAAGUAUAUGAAGAUGCAACCAAGAAACCUUUUUCUUAUUUAUUCAUUGAUCUGCGCAGUGAAACUCCGGAAGAAUUACGUUUACGCACCCAAAUUUUACCUAACCAAGUACAGUAUGUUUAUCAAAUGAAACAUUAUUAAAAAAUAAUAAAAACAACAGCUUUAUAAAAUGCAUCAUCAUUUUAUAAAAUGACGCUGGUCAAGAAACAGCUAAGACAGUUACAGCUGUUAAACAUUUGUCCGUUAAAGUUACGGAAACAGCUAUUAAAGAAAAUUAAUAUCAAUUGCAUAAAAGCUAUAUGCGAAUGUAGUUUAAACAUACUCAAAGGAAACGUUCCAUUGUCAGAGCAACAAAAGAAGUCUCUCUGUAAGCAUAAAACAACUUUACGAAAAUUAGGAAAUCGUAAGAUUUCUCUUGUGAAGAAACGAAAAUUAAUUUUACAAAAAGGAGGUUUUCUAAACGUUUUGAUUCC
This is a messenger RNA of Stegodyphus dumicola, 1378 nucleotides long. RefSeq lists its product as uncharacterized. The record is from RefSeq and is a predicted model, not a curated record. Lineage: Eukaryota; Metazoa; Arthropoda; Arachnida; Araneae; Eresidae.